This is a messenger RNA of Meloidogyne enterolobii, 445 nucleotides long. The record is from the annotation of a GenBank genome assembly. NCBI's taxonomy places the organism in Eukaryota, Metazoa, Nematoda, Chromadorea, Rhabditida, Meloidogynidae.
AAUGAAUAAUUUAACAAAUGUAGAAGAUUCUGAUAGAAUUUAUACAGAAACAAAUAAUGAAACGGAUAAUGCAGAAACUGAUUUAGAUAGUGGAGAUGAAUGGUCUUCUCCUGAAACAAAUAAAAGUUCUCGAAAGAAAUUUAAACAUCGAAAUCCAACAGAAAUUGAGCGACUUCAUUUUCGUUUAAUUAAUGAAAGGGUUGUUAAUGAUAUUACUUUAGAGGCUUUAUAUAAACCUCACACUCUUACAGGUUUUUUUCUUAAUUUUAAUUUUUUAUUUAUUCUUUCAGUUCUUGGUCUCCUUUGUGCUUAUUUAAUUUAUGAUGUUGUUUUUACAAAGCAAUUGGGAUCAACGGAUAUUAAUGUUUUUAGAGGGCUUAAAGCUUUGUUCAUUCUUUUUCUUAUUAUUAGGUAUUUUUUAAAUUUAUUUUUAUUAAAACAUUAG